AUGGCCCAAUUCUACUCCCAGCAAUCCCAGCAGUCGCCCUACGGCGUGCCCCCCCAGCAAUCCUCCCAAAACCUCCAGUUCUACCCGUCCUCAUACUCGUCCGUGUCCGGGCACACGACGCCCUCGCAGGCCGUCUACGGCAGCUAUGGCAUGCCGUCCAGCUCCAGCGCAGCGUUUGGUGUCGGCGCCGGCGGUGCGGGCGGUGGCUCCGGCGGGUACGGUGGUUCGGCGGCGGGCGGCGUGAGUGGGAGGAUGGGUGAGCAGGGCGGGUUGAGGACCGGGUGGCUGGCGGCGUUUGGCACGGAGGGCUAUGAUGGCGAGCCGCCGCUGCUGGAAGAGUUGGGGGUGAAUUUUGAGCAUAUACGGAUGAAGACGCUCUCCGUUCUAAAUCCCUUUGCCCGCAUCGACCAGCACCUAAUGGACGACAGCGACCUGUACGGCGCCCUCUUGUACAUUAUCCUCUACGGCACAUUCCUCCUUCUCUCCGGCAAAGUAUUCUACGGCUACAUCUACGGCGUAGCUGUCUUCGGCACCGUAGCUCUUCACGUCAUCCUCAGCCUCAUGUCUCCCACUCUCGACACCACCUCCACCAGCUCCGCCGACGUUUCGUCCGGCGAUCCUAGCUCCUACCACCCGCACCAUAAAUCAAGCAACGCAGGCCACUUCUCCGCUACACUGACCUUCCCUCGCUCAGCCAGCGUACUGGGCUACUGUUUCCUCCCACUUGUGCUCACCAGUUUGGUCGGCAUUCUUCUCCCCAUGGACACGAUGUUCGGAUACCUCCUCACCACCGCCGCCGUAGGCUGGUGCACGUACAGCAGUUCAGGGAUGUUUUGCGCCGUGGCGAGAAUGAGAGGCAUGAGAGCGCUCGUUGCUUACCCCUUGGCCCUGUUUUACGUUGUAUUUGGAAUCAUGGGCAUCUUUUCCUCGAGAGGAAGCGGCACUUUGGCCGCCAAAACGACUGCGACGUGA
Ophidiomyces ophidiicola is the source of this 972-nucleotide messenger RNA. RefSeq lists its product as uncharacterized. Gene Ontology annotation, cellular component: membrane; trans-Golgi network. Gene Ontology annotation, biological process: vesicle fusion with Golgi apparatus; endoplasmic reticulum to Golgi vesicle-mediated transport. The coding region runs from base 1 to 972 and encodes 323 amino acids. The record is from RefSeq and is a predicted model, not a curated record. The transcript has 2 exons. Lineage: Eukaryota; Fungi; Ascomycota; Eurotiomycetes; Onygenales; Onygenaceae.